AUGGAGUGGACGGCCCCGAAGUCCACCCCGCUCUCCCCGCCCCACCUCCUCUGGGACUGGGGCGACGCCGCCGCGCCGGGCUCCUCCGGCGAGGCGGCGGGGAGGCGCGGGAAGGAGAAGCGGGCCAGGGGGGAGGCGGCCGGCGGAGGAGGCGGAGGCGGAGGAGGAGGGGGCGUGAGGUGCCAGGUGGAGGGCUGCGGGGUCGAGCUCCGCGACGCCAAGGAGUACCACCGGAAGCACCGGGUCUGCGAGGCCCACACCAAGUUCCCCCGCGUCGUCGUCGCCGGCCAGGAGCGCCGCUUCUGCCAGCAGUGCAGCCGGUUCCAUGCGCUGUCCGAGUUCGACCAGAAGAAGAGGAGCUGCCGGAGGCGGCUGUCCGAUCACAAUGCUCGGCGCCGGAAACCACAGCCAGACGCAUUCUCCUUUACACCGGCAAGGCUCCCGUCGUCAUUGGUGUUUGAUGAUAGACGGCAAAUAAGUUUUGUCUGGAAUAAAGAUCCACUCAGCCAUGCAAGGCCUUUCCCAUGUUCUCCAUGGGACAGCCCAUCUGACUUCAAGCUCCCGCAAGUGAAGGAAAUAAGAGAAGUAUCAAUCAAUGGACAAGUUCAUUUUGAUAAAUCUCAUCUACCCAAUGCUGUUCCAGCACUGAGUCAUGACAUAGCUGAGCUGCUACCAAUGAAAGGUCCGGACGCAUCUGUAACCGCUUCAAAAUUAGGUGGAGCACCGGAUCUUCAGCGUGCUCUCUCUCUUCUGUCAGCUAGUUCUUGUGGAUUACCUGAUCCUGUACAGCAAGCAUCUUGUCUCGUCCAAUUCACUGGUGCCAGCCAAAACAGCCGGGGCCCUUCACCACAUGGAGGGAGCCCUCCAUCGGCGUCCUGUGCCGAAGGACAGCCCAUGGCACCAUCGCCUCAGUUCGUCCGUUUCACCAUGGAUGGCGCCAGCAGUGGCUAUGAAUCCACUUUCUUUGGCGUAAACCGGAUGAAUUGA
Messenger RNA from Triticum turgidum subsp. durum (durum wheat), 987 nucleotides. Lineage: Eukaryota; Viridiplantae; Streptophyta; Magnoliopsida; Poales; Poaceae. The record is from the annotation of a GenBank genome assembly.